Molecule: messenger RNA, 1056 nt
Organism: Myripristis murdjan (pinecone soldierfish)
Lineage: Eukaryota; Metazoa; Chordata; Actinopteri; Holocentriformes; Holocentridae
Product: macrophage mannose receptor 1-like
Exons: 5
Coding region: 1-1056 (351 amino acids)
Source: RefSeq, a predicted model, not a curated record
AUGCCCGCCUACCUCGCCGCUCUGUCGGUGCGCUUUGCUCCCACUCCCGGGCUCUGUUCAGGCCUCCAACGUGUGUACCACCAUGUUCAGGAGCCAAAGACCUGGAGUGAAGCCCAAAGCUACUGCAGAGAGAAGUACACUGACCUGGCCACCAUCAACGACAUGGAGGACAUGAACAAGCUGAUUGAUGCUACAGGCAGUGGUUAUGAGGGGUCAGUCUGGAUUGGCCUCUAUGACAACCUGUAUUACAGCUGGAGGUGGUCUUUGUCAGAUGAGGCUGUCUAUAGGGAAGGAGGACAAAACUUCACCAGCUGGAACACAGGACAGCCUAAUAACUAUGGCAACUUGGAGGCCUGCGGUACUAUGGCGAGCUCGAGUGGAGAUUGGAUGGACAGCAAAUGCAAAGACCCAGCUCGCUUUGUCUGUUACCACACGAUCACCAAAGGUAUGGAAAACAGUACCUCUGGUAGUUACAUCUAUGUAAAUGAGAGAAAAAACUGGACAGAUGCUCAGCGCUACUGCAGGCAGCACUACACAGACCUGGCCAGUGCGAGGAGCCAGACUGAGAACGAGAAGAUCAGGGAGGUGGCUCCAGGACAUACGAUUUUUUGGAUCGGUCUGUUCAGACGCCCUUGGAGCUCGUGGUCAGGAGGGAGUAACUCCUCAUUCAGAUUCUGGAUACAUGGACAACCAGAUAAUAAGUAUUCUGACGAGCUCUGCGCAAUGAGUGAGCUUCGCCCUAUGUAUUCUGGAAGAUGGACUGAUAAAGAUUGUUCAGUCAGAGGUCAUUUCAUUUGCCAUGAAUAUCAAAUGAAGAAGCACUUUUUCAAAAUCAAGUUAACAUCAGUGGACUCUGCGGUCGACCUGAAUAGCCCUGCGGUGACAGAGGCCAUCUUGAAACAGAUGGAGAGGAAGAUGCAAGACGCUGGGCUGAGUGAAGAUCUCCAACUUGAAUGGGUAAAGGGGCCCGACAGAAAAGUCUUCCACACAGAGGAAAACGAGACGACUGAUUUGGCAGACAGGGAACUUGUUUGUCAAACUAAACUGAUUCAGUAG